Lottia gigantea (owl limpet) is the source of this 1431-nucleotide messenger RNA. RefSeq lists its product as hypothetical. Gene Ontology annotation, biological process: regulation of microtubule depolymerization; dendrite development; axonogenesis. Gene Ontology annotation, molecular function: actin binding; microtubule binding. NCBI's taxonomy places the organism in Eukaryota, Metazoa, Mollusca, Gastropoda, Lottiidae. The record is from RefSeq and is a predicted model, not a curated record. The annotation marks the transcript as partial. Gene Ontology annotation, cellular component: cytosol; dendrite; microtubule. The transcript has a single exon.
GGAGAACGGUUGAUAAGACACGGUUCUGAUAAUGUAGCUGUUGAAAUUUUGAUCGAUCCUCAAACACAGAGCGUUACCAACGCCUUGAAAAGUUUUCUAGUCUUGCCAGUGCCAAAUAAAUUUUUGAUAUUUGCUGGACAUGCCUUUAAAGGUUCUGGAGAUUGGGUUCUUCAAGAUGGAAUCUUCACAUUUAAGAAAUUAGCACAUAUCCUGAAUGAUGCUGAAGUUCAAACAGCAUUAAAAGAUCAGCUGAAUGCUUCUCUUACCAUGCAUUGCUUGGCCACCGGGGAUUGGAACAGUAACAUUUCAAAACAAGAAUUCUCGAAAAUUAUUUCUUUACAUGUAAAUCCAUCUGAGAAAUUAGAUAAUGUACAUGGUAUAUUACAAUUUUCUACAUAUGUUAGUAGCUUUAUAAAAGUUAGAAACCUAAUGGAUAUGUUACCUGCCUCAGAUGUUAUUGGCAGUAUUAGCUUUAAUAAACCUACAUUAUAUAUUUUUCCUGGUUGUCAAGGAGAUGCUGCUCUCUUUGGCAUCAAAGGCUUUCAUUUAUUAGUAAAUGCUGGUUUUAAUAGAAAGGCAUGCUUUUGGGAUUUUACACGCCAUUUAGAUAGAAUAGAUGCUGUUUUAUUGACACACUUGGGUGCAGAUAAUCUUUUUGGCAUAAAUUCAGUAUUAAAAAGAAAAUGCCUGGAAAAUGCACAUCCUGAAAUAGGUUACAUAUACAUGAAUGGUGUAGAAAACAUCAAAACUGAUGGAGUUGAUAAUGGUAACAACAAUAAUUUACUAAUCAACUUAGCUGAGGAAGGUAGUGAGUUGUUUGAAAUGUCAAAGAAGUUAGGUGUCACACCUCACCCAUGUACACGUGGUGAGAAAGUAACAACUUUAGAUCCUAUCAACUUGUAUCAUAAAGUAGGUCAUGGAUCAUUAGAUAUGUACAUACUCAAUCCAGUCACAGAUAGCAAAGAGUUGAAGGAAUUUUUCCAGCAGUGGACAAAGAAAGUUGGUCAAUUUGGUACCCAUCAAGGAUUCCCAAUGCCAGACAUGUUUUCCAUCUGUGCAUUGUUAGUUUGGAAACCAACCAAUCCUGAAGAAAAGAUCACCAGGGUGCUUUUUCCAGGAAAUUGUCCUCAACAUAAAAUUAUUGAAGGUUUAGAGAAAGUAAAGAGUUUAGAAAUCUUUAAACAUUCAUCAUGUACUGGUAAGGAUCUUCUGAAGCCUGUCAGUGGAGCCAAGAAAGCAGGGGCCCCUGCCAGUCGUGUAUCUGCUACUAAAUCAGCAACCAGACCUGCCUCUGCACCUGUCAAAAAAGAAGUCAGAAAAAGUCCGACAAGGACUCCAACAAAAACACCAACAACUCCAAGAUCAUCUCCCCCUAAAACUAGUAAACCAGACUCUGUUAAGAAAAUUCCAGCAAAACCCAAGGAUACUCGA